This is a messenger RNA of Solanum dulcamara, 949 nucleotides long. RefSeq lists its product as uncharacterized. Lineage: Eukaryota; Viridiplantae; Streptophyta; Magnoliopsida; Solanales; Solanaceae. The transcript is spliced from 3 exons. The coding region runs from base 4 to 708 and encodes 234 amino acids. The record is from RefSeq and is a predicted model, not a curated record.
UGCAUGUUUACAUGUAAUAUGCCACGUAUUAUGCCUUCUCAAAUUGCAUGGAGUUCUGCCUCUAUAAAUAGCCAGCGUUUCUUAUCACUUCCAUUAAGCAGUUCCAAGGAAACACAAAAAGAAAGAAACUUGCAAGGCAAUAGAGUUAUCGUCAUGGCUUCGUUACAUAGCUUGAAAACUUUAGUCAUUGUUGCUCUUGCAGUUGCCUCCUUGAUGCAAUUCACCCUAGGGGACAUUGCUUGCGAGAAUUUGAACGAAGACUCUUGUGCAUUCGCAAUAUCGAGCACGGGGAAGCGUUGUGUUUUAGAGAAACAUCUUCGGAGGAGUGGUGAAGAAGUAUAUACAUGCCGGACAUCGGAAAUUGAAGCUGAUAAACUCAAGGAUUGGAUCGAAACCGAUGAGUGCAUUGAGGCCUGCGGUGUCGAUAGAAAUGCCCUCGGCAUUUCUUCCGACGCUCUGCUCGAGUCUCGCUUUACCAACAAGCUCUGUUCCUCUGCUUGCUACAAGCACUGCCCCAACAUUAUUGAUCUCUACUUCAAUCUUGCUGCUGGUGAAGGUGUAUAUCUGCCCAAGCUGUGUGCAGAGCAAAAAGGAAAAGGACGCCGUGAAAUGGCCGAGAUCAGAAGCUCGGGACUCGUCGCACCUUCACCGGAAUCAGGAGUCAAGCCCCUCAAUUUCAUGAUUGCUCCAGCAUUGCCUCCUCUCUAAAUUCAAUCAAGCUUAAUAAUUCAGCACUAUAUAAGUAUACAUUGGCUUUUAGUUACAAGUAUUAAAAUAAAAUAAGGACUUUAUAGCAGACAUUUGUAUCGUUUGUGUGGUUUGUUACAUUUGAGGAGUACUAAAACAAGGCAGGUGGAGAAAUGCAUCAGAGAUCUACAAAGCAUUCCCCCUGCUCGGCCUAUUUCCCUCUUUUUCUUAUAGUAAUGGAGUAUUGAUAUGUUUGUUCGAA